Molecule: messenger RNA, 2460 nt
Organism: Papaver somniferum (opium poppy)
Lineage: Eukaryota; Viridiplantae; Streptophyta; Magnoliopsida; Ranunculales; Papaveraceae
Product: respiratory burst oxidase homolog protein C-like
Exons: 11
Coding region: 16-2460 (814 amino acids)
Cellular component (GO): plasma membrane
Molecular function (GO): NAD(P)H oxidase H2O2-forming activity; calcium ion binding; peroxidase activity
Source: RefSeq, a predicted model, not a curated record
AUUGGUUCUUCAAUUAUGAGAAGUGCUUCUGCAAAAAUGAAACAAAUUUCCGAACGGCUUAUGCAUCUUGCUUCAUGUUACAAAACUAACGUGCUUGAACAUCGUUUAGACCGCGCUAAAUCUGCAAGUGUGUUUGCCUUGAAAGGACUCAGGUUCAUGAGUAAAACAGAAGGUAGUCCAGCUGGGUGGAUGGCUGUUAAGAAAAGGUUUGCUAAUUUAACAGCUUUAACAGAUGGUCGAUUACACCGUUCGCAAUUCCAUGAAUGUAUAGGGAUGAGAGAAGAUUCCAAAAAGUUUGCUCUGGAACUUUUCGAUGCCCUCGCUAGGAGAACAGAUAUUAGAAAAGAAUCACUUAAUGAGAAUGAAUUGAGAGCAUUCUGGAAAGAACUAUCAAAUGAAAACUUCGAUUCUAGGCUUCAGACUUUCUUUGCCAUGAUUGACAAAGAUGCUGACGGAAGGAUCAAGCAAGAAGAAAUCGAAGAGAUGAUAACUCUUAGCGCUACCACAAACAAGCUCUUGAAAAUUGACAAGGAACAAGCAAAAGAAUAUGCUCUCUUUAUCAUGGAAUUACUUGAUACUGACAACUCAGGUUACAUCAUGGUAGAGGAUCUAAAGAUCCUACUGUUGCAAUCUCCAAGACAGAUGGUUGGAGGAGAUGUGAGUGAAGACUUAAGCAAAGUUUUAACCGAGAUGUUAAACCACAAUAAACUUAAACGUGCAAAAAAGAGAAAUCCAGUUAGUAGAUUGUACCAGAGUAAUAAGUACUUCUUCUCAGAUAAUUGGCGAAGGAUUUGGAUAUUCACUCUUUGGCUUAUCAUCGUUUUCGGACUUUUUACUUGGAGGUUCAUUCAAUAUAGAAACAAAGCGGUGUAUGACAUCAUGGGUUAUUGUGUUUGCACUGCUAAGGGUGCUGGUGAAACUCUGAAGUUCAAUAUGGCUUUAAUCUUACUACCAGUCUGUCGCAACACUAUCACCUGGCUCAGAAAGACCAAGUUAGGUGCUGUCAUUCCGUUUGACGAUAAUAUAAAUCUCCAUAAGGUAAUCGCGGUUGGAAUUACUAUGGGGGUUGCAUUACACGCAGUGUCUCAUUUAGCUUGUGACUUCCCUCGUCUCAUUCACGUUUCUAAAGAUGAGUAUGAACCUAUGAAGCCAUUCUUUGGGGAAGAUAAACCUGAGAACUACUGGUUGCUUCUGAAGGGGAUAGAAGCUGUAUCAGGAAUCGUAAUGGUGGUUUUGAUGGCAAUAGCAUAUAUAUUCGCCACACCAUGGUUCAGACGCAGCAGAAUAACCCUACCGUGGCCUUUCAGUCGGUUAAUAGGAUUCAAUACAUUCUGGUACUCUCACCACUUAUUUAUCAUAGUCUACGCUCUUCUCAUCGUUCAUGGAAUCAAGCUCUAUCUUACUAAAGAAUGGUAUAGUAAAACGACAUGGAUGUAUUUGGCAGUCCCGGUUGCAUUGUAUUCUUGCGAAAGAUUGACUAGAGCCCUAAGAUCAAGCAUCAAUCCAGUUAAAAUACGCAAGAUUGUCAUAUAUCCUGGAAAUGUAUUGACACUGCAUACAUCCCUACCACGAGGAUUCAGAUACAAGAGUGGGCAAUACAUGUUUAUCAAAUGUUCCAAUGUUUCUCCCUUUGAAUGGCAUCCAUUCUCAAUUACAUCAGCUCCAGCAGAAGACUAUUUGAGUGUUCACAUACAAACUGUCGGAGACUGGUCAAGAAAGCUCAAAAAAGUUUUGUCUAAGGUGUGUCAUCCCCCAAUAAGAGACCCAAGUGGACUUCGUAUGGCAGAUUUCAUGCAUGGUACUGCUGGAGCAUACGUCCCACCCUUCCCGGUCCCAGAAGUGCAAAUAGACGGUCCUUAUGGUGCACCAGCACAAGACUACAUGAAAUACGAGGUAGUGUUGUUGGUUGGAUCAGGGAUUGGAGCUACACCGAUGAUAAGCAUAAUAAAAGAUAUUGUGAGCAAAACGAAAGCAGAAGAUAUUGAAGCAUCCUAUAAAACUAUUAGACUGGAAACAACUAAGAAGAAUAAAAUAAAAACGUUCAAGACCCAGAAAGCUUACUUCUACUGGAUAACCAGGGAACAAAACUCUUUCGACUCUUUUAAAGAGGUGAUGAAUGAAGUGGUCGAGAUAGACGCUCAGAAUGUCAUUGAAAUUCAUAAUCAUUGCACUAGUGUAUAUGAAAGAGGUGAUGCGAGGUCUGCUGUGAUUGCUAUGUUACAGUCGCUUAACCACGCCGUGACUGGUGUUGACGUAGUUGCUGGUACACAUGUUAAGUCUCAUUUUGGCAGGCCUAAUUGGUCAGAAGUUUAUAAGACGAUUGCAGUCAAGCACCGAGGUUCACGAGUUGGAGUUUUCUACUGCGGAGUUCCAGCACCAGUAGAUGAAUUACGUCAGCUAGCAUCAGAUUUUACUCGCGAGGGAACUACCAAGUUUGAUUUCCACAAAGAGGACUUCUAA